AUGGACUACCACUAGCUCUCCCCCACAAUAUACACUCAGUUUACAGCAGCUGCCUCCCAACAAGUUCACUUGCCACUAUGGCUUCUGCUGCAAAAUUGUUCUCUUUCCUCUUCUUCCUUGCAUCUCUCCUCUUCUCUCAACAAGCUCAAGCUAGAGAAAACCAAUUCUUUAGCAAAGUGGCCAAUGUCAACAACCACAACAACUAUGAGAAGGAGAUCCCCAUAGCAGAAACCCCUUUGAAAAAGCAAGAGCAAGAGCCAGCCUUCAUUCCAGAGACCCAAAGUGGAUAUGGUCUCGAUGGUCUCUAUGGCCAUGGGUCUGGCCAGCUGCCUCCCACCCCCACAAACACCGUUGGACACUACACCACCACAAACACCGGUGCACCCUACACCACCACAACCACCGGUGCACCCUACACCACUACCAAUGGUGCACAAUUCACCACCAACAACAACAACCUGCCAUAUACAGCUGAGUCAGAGAAAGAGCAGCAGCACACCAACAAGUACCCUCAGACCUACAACGCCCAAUUAAUCCCCAGCAAGAACAACUUUAACAACCAUGUCGGCCCGGCCCCCCCAAGUGACACAAGGCUUACACAGAGCAGCUACACAACCCCAACCAAUUACCAAAGCAACAACUACUACGAUGCUGAGAAGCAGGGCACGAGUGACACAAGGUUUUUGAAGAAAGGAAAGGACUACUACAGUGCUGCGAAGGCGCUGAGUUCGUGCCAUAAGCUGAGACUUGUUUUGAUUAGUACCACUUUGCUGUGUUUGAUAUAUUUAUCCUGAGAUCAUAUAUUCAAGUGGGAGUUAAAAACACAAGAAAAAUAGAAUAUUUUAUGAAGGGUUUUUGUAAUGUUUAUUUAAUUAUGUAUCUGUUGUCUCUGGUUUUUCAUAAGUGCUUAAUGUUCAUGCUUUGAAAAAGCUGAAGUUUGUGGAC
Prunus persica (peach) is the source of this 945-nucleotide messenger RNA. RefSeq names its product protein E6. The record is from RefSeq and is a predicted model, not a curated record. The transcript is spliced from 2 exons. NCBI's taxonomy places the organism in Eukaryota, Viridiplantae, Streptophyta, Magnoliopsida, Rosales, Rosaceae. The coding region runs from base 78 to 794 and encodes 238 amino acids.